UGGUAACCGCAUGGUAACGCGCCGGUGUGAGGCUGAUUCCCGCUCUGGUGCUGUGAGUUGUCACCGUGUUCCUUUCACAGACACCGGACUCGUUACUACAGGCAGCGAUCACUCAUUCUCCUGAGUUUAAAUAGUUGGCUCCACUAUGAAGAUCGAGGAAGUAAAGAGCACCACGAAGACCCAGCGAAUCGCUACGCACAGCCAUGUGAAGGGCCUAGGCCUGGACGAGAGCGGCUUGGCCAAGCAGGCGGCCGCUGGGCUUGUGGGGCAGGAGAAUGCUAGGGAGGCAUGUGGUGUAAUAGUGGAGCUAAUCAAAAGCAAGAAAAUGGCUGGAAGAGCUGUGCUGUUGGCAGGACCUCCUGGAACUGGCAAGACCGCUUUGGCUCUGGCAAUUGCGCAGGAAUUGGGCUCUAAAGUACCGUUCUGUCCAAUGGUUGGCAGUGAGGUCUAUUCUACAGAGAUUAAGAAAACAGAGGUCCUAAUGGAGAAUUUCAGACGAGCUAUUGGUCUCCGUAUAAGAGAGACAAAAGAAGUCUAUGAGGGGGAAGUAACUGAGCUAACGCCUUGCGAGACGGAGAAUCCUAUGGGAGGCUAUGGCAAGACAAUCAGCCAUGUCAUUAUAGGCCUGAAAACUGCCAAAGGAACCAAGCAGCUGAAGCUGGAUCCCAGUAUCUAUGAGAGUUUGCAGAAGGAGCGGGUGGAAGUUGGAGAUGUGAUCUAUAUAGAAGCAAACAGCGGCGCAGUAAAGAGACAAGGCAGAUGUGAUACCUACGCCACUGAAUUUGAUCUGGAAGCAGAGGAGUAUGUUCCUUUGCCAAAGGGUGAUGUCCACAAGAAGAAAGAAGUGAUUCAGGACGUCACUCUGCACGAUCUGGAUGUGGCCAACGCAAGGCCGCAGGGUGGACAAGACAUACUGUCUAUGAUGGGGCAGUUAAUGAAACCAAAGAAAACCGAGAUCACAGACAAAUUGAGGGGGGAGAUCAAUAAAGUGGUGAACAAAUACAUUGACCAGGGCAUUGCGGAGCUGGUUCCUGGUGUGCUGUUUGUAGAUGAGGUGCACAUGCUGGAUAUUGAGUGUUUCACUUACCUGCACCGGGCCUUGGAGUCCACACUAGCUCCAAUUGUCAUCUUUGCCACCAACAGAGGCAACUGCCUUAUCAGGGGUACAGAAGACAUCUUGUCUCCCCACGGAAUACCUUUGGAUCUUUUAGACAGGGUGAUGAUCAUAAGGACCAUGCUGUAUACACCACUUGAAAUGAAGCAGAUCAUAAAAAUCAGAGCACAGACGGAGGGAAUAAACAUUAGCGAGGAAGCCUUGAAUCACUUGGGAGAAAUUGGCACCAAGACAACGUUAAGAUAUUCUGUGCAGCUUCUGACUCCGGCUAACCUACUUGCCAAAAUCAACGGAAAGGACAGUAUCGAAAAGGAGCACGUGGAAGAAAUCAAUGAACUUUUCUAUGAUGCCAAGUCCUCUGCCAAAAUCUUGGCUGAACAGCAAGAAAAGUAUAUGAAGUGAGUGAGUUCAGGUGAUCUUUUGUUAAACCUCAUGAAGCGGAAGCUAAGGUGUAAAUGCUCAACUGAACGGAAACUCCUCACACCAUCUCGUUGCGGCCCUACCAUGAGGACUGGGACAUUAAAACGGUAGAACGUGACAGUUUUCCAUUUGCUCUUGUUGAAUAGAAAAAUGACGACUUGGAUUAUUUAAACUGUGCUCUUUUUUUUUCUCCAAAAAAAAUAUAUUAAAAAAAUAAAAAGCCAAA
Molecule: messenger RNA, 1760 nt
Organism: Bombina bombina (fire-bellied toad)
Lineage: Eukaryota; Metazoa; Chordata; Amphibia; Anura; Bombinatoridae
Gene: RUVBL1
Product: RuvB like AAA ATPase 1
Exons: 11
Coding region: 146-1516 (456 amino acids)
Biological process (GO): regulation of transcription by RNA polymerase II; chromatin remodeling; box C/D snoRNP assembly
Cellular component (GO): Swr1 complex; R2TP complex; NuA4 histone acetyltransferase complex
Molecular function (GO): DNA helicase activity; ATP hydrolysis activity; ATP binding
Source: RefSeq, a predicted model, not a curated record